Molecule: messenger RNA, 2059 nt
Organism: Hydractinia symbiolongicarpus
Lineage: Eukaryota; Metazoa; Cnidaria; Hydrozoa; Anthoathecata; Hydractiniidae
Product: solute carrier family 52, riboflavin transporter, member 3-B-like
Exons: 3
Coding region: 489-1781 (430 amino acids)
Biological process (GO): riboflavin transport
Cellular component (GO): plasma membrane
Molecular function (GO): riboflavin transmembrane transporter activity
Source: RefSeq, a predicted model, not a curated record
AUUUUUUUGGCAAUUAACAAUAGCCUUUCUUCAAAGCUUGUUCUGAAAAGGUUAAACAAUCUAAGAAGUUGUUUGUUUUCUGAAUUCAGAAUUUUAACAAAGAACAUUUAGAUUGUUCUAAGAAUAGCUAAAAAGAACAUGGAACAUAAAAUUUGAUAUUUGUUGAUAUUUGAGAGGGGCUGAGGCGGAACGCUACUUUUACUUACUUUACUUAAAAUUUAUAUACCACCUAUGUAAUUUAUUAACACCCAUGUUAAAAAAAAUUGGAAAAAGUUCUUUAGUUUGGAAAAAUUUUGGUUGGUUACCUUAUAAGAAACCAGGUGGUUUUUUCAAUAUAUUGUAUUAAAAUAUAAAAACACAAGUACAUGUGUUAUACGCCAGAAAUGAUUUAAGUCCUAGGCCCACAAUAAUUAAAUUUUGUAUUGUUUCAAAUUUUUCUUUCUUUUAUCUCUUUAUCAAUUAUCUAUAGCUUUUCAGUAACUAAGAAAAUGAUAGCUUCACACCAGGUAUCACUACUAGUCACAUAUGUUUUAGUGGUUAUCUUUGGUAUUGGUUCAUGGGUGGCUAUAAACGGUAUUUGGGUUGAGUUACCAAGCCUAGUGAAUCAUGCUCCUGAAGGAUGGAAGCUUGGUGCCUAUCUAACAGUAAUCUGCCAGUUGGCUAAUAUAGGACCUAUUACAUACAGUUUAGUUAACCGAAAAGUCCAGAGAAAGAAGCUUCUACUUCAUGUGACGAUUUACACGCUGCUUGUUGUUGGUUUUUUGGCUUGUAUUCUAUUAUCAAUAUUUUGGAGAAAAACAACUUAUAUUCAUGGCGAACGAAGCACCGCACUUCUUUUAUUAAGCUUUUUGCUUGCGCUUGUCGACUGUACGUCAUCUGUUACAUUUUUACCAUUUAUGGCAAUACUUCCUGAAGUAUUUAUGAGUCCUUUUUAUGUUGGCGAAACAUUAAGUGGAUUUAUUCCAGGCUUAGUUGUAUUAGCUCAAGGAGUGGAUUCUCCUAAAAUCUCUCACAACCAAACAAACUCAUCUGUUGUGCAUAAUGCCACUUUUUCAUCACCAUCCUCAAAAGGGCUGAAAUUUCCUGUGGAAGUUUUCUUUGUUGUCCUAGCUUUUUUAAUAUUCCUUUGUUUUUGUUCAUUUGCGGGUUUAAACUUUUUAAAAGUGGUUAAACGUAUUCAUGUGCAUAAAAACGCGAAGCAAGAUUCUGCGAAUGAAACAGAUAAUGACACUAAUGACAGUGCAAAUGAUUCAUUACCUUUGAUUCAAAUUCAAACACCAAAUAGAUCUCCAAGAUUGCUGUUAUUUCUACUGAUAUGUCUUACUUCGCUAAACUUGAUCCAAAAUGGUGUUAUUUCAAGUGUAUCUAGCUUUGCUUGCGCACCAUACGGAAAUAUGACGUAUCAUUUAGUUGCCACACUUGGUGCCAUUUCUUCUGGAUUAUCAUGCUUCAUUUAUUUAUGGAUACCAAACAAAUCCCCAAAGAUUAUCUCUGCCAUGUCUUCAGCAUAUUUUAUUUUAUCGAUGUAUGUGCUGGUGAUAGCUACGCAAAGUCCAAAUCCAUUGUGGAAGUUCGACGAUCGUGGCAAGGUGUUAAUUAUAAUUGUAAGCGUUGUUGCUUCAGCAUUGGUUUCGUAUUCCAAAUUAUCAAUAGCAUCCAUCAUGAGAAACGAAGGACAAAACUACCUAUAUUACGCCGGCAUUGCGAACCAAGUUGGAUCCUUUAUAGGUGCAUUUGCUAUGUUUCCAGUCGUUAACUAUACUGAUGUAUUCAAAUCAUAAGAAUCAGCACAAUGAUGACAGACUAGGCGUUUGUUACUGGUUUAGGUUACUGAAUUUCUAGAUGGGUUUUCUGGAACAUAGAUUAAGCUUCCCAAGUUCACUUCCGUUCAAUGAUGUGCUAUCAUAUGCUACCAUACUCGACGAACUCAGACUCGUUUCCGACCAUCCGAUAUUUUUAGUUUAUAAAAUUUAAAUAUUUCUUGUGGCGAUGUUUUCUUACAUUAGAAGUCUUGCGAAUAAUAGAUAGUUUUUAUAAUAUCAAGAGAUGUAGUAACAAA